Messenger RNA from Triplophysa rosa, 2851 nucleotides. It is a transcript of the gene afg3l1, whose product is annotated as AFG3-like AAA ATPase 1. Bases 122 to 2395 code for a protein of 757 amino acids. The record is from RefSeq and is a predicted model, not a curated record. Gene Ontology annotation, cellular component: m-AAA complex; membrane. The transcript is spliced from 16 exons. Lineage: Eukaryota; Metazoa; Chordata; Actinopteri; Cypriniformes; Nemacheilidae. Gene Ontology annotation, molecular function: ATP binding; ATP hydrolysis activity; metalloendopeptidase activity. Gene Ontology annotation, biological process: protein-containing complex assembly; mitochondrial protein processing.
UGGGGUCCUGUUUGUGUAAAUGUCAUUCGUUGUUGCUGUUACUCAACUCAUGGAGAUCAGAUUGGAAUGAGUUGUAGUGAGGUGGUCGAUCAGAGUGAUUUUAAAGUGAAGUAGCUUGAGGAUGGCUCUCAUGGCAGGGCUGCUCUCCGCGGCGGUUGUCUCUCUGCGAUCCGGAUCAAGAGCUUUAAUGCGAAUUAACACACGAGCUGCAGCACAUCAGCAGUUUUUAGCCCUGCAUCACCUUAAACCAUCAGCAUCCAUAGGAAAUAUCUACUCAAUCCCACACUUAUUGUAUUCCAGUGACCCACCUAAAGAUGGUAAACCAAGUGGACCAGAACAUCGGCCCGGAGGGGGCAAAGGGAAGAAAGGAGGCAGGAUAGACUGGAAGAGCCGAUUACUCCAGGGAGAUGUGCCGUGGGACGACAAGGAUUUUAAGUAUAUUUUGAUCGCAGCAGGAGGUGUUGCAUCUGUCCUGCUCUACCUGUACCUCAGAGAUCCAGGGAGAGAGAUCUCAUGGAAGGAUUUUGUCCAUCGCUACCUGGGCAGAGGGCUGGUUGACCGUUUAGAGGUUGUGAAUAAACAGUUUGUCAGAGUCAUCCUGAUACCUGAGGCCGAUACCACAGAAAGCUAUGUGUGGUUUAACAUUGGCAGUGUUGACUCAUUCGAGCGUAAUCUGGAGGCUGCUCAUUAUGAGCUGGGUCUGGAGCCGUCCCACAGAGCCGCAGUGGUGUACACCUCUGAGAGUGAUGGGUCUUUUCUGAUGAGUUUCAUUCCCACGCUUCUCUUGAUUGGCUUCUUGCUUUUCACUCUACGGCGUGGGCCAAUGGGAGGAGGAAUGGGCGGCGGAAGGGGCGGGCCCUUUAGCAUGAGCGAAUCCACCGCCAAGAUGAUGAAAGACAACAUUGAGGUGAAGUUUAAAGACGUUGCUGGAUGCGAAGAAGCCAAGGUGGAGAUCUUGGAGUUUGUCAAUUUCCUCAAGAACCCUCAACAGUACCAGGACCUGGGUGCUAAGAUCCCUAAGGGUGCUGUGCUGUCUGGUCCUCCGGGCACAGGUAAAACAUUGCUCGCCAAAGCCACUGCUGGAGAAGCAAACGUUCCUUUUAUUACAGUCAACGGCUCUGAGUUUCUCGAGAUGUUUGUUGGAGUUGGUCCAGCCCGAGUCAGGGACAUGUUUGCUAUGGCGAGGAAGAACGCUCCCUGCAUCCUCUUCAUCGAUGAGAUCGACGCUGUGGGGAGGAAGAGGGGUGGAGGGAAUUUCGGUGGCCAGAGUGAACAGGAAAACACCCUGAAUCAGCUGCUGGUCGAGAUGGAUGGUUUUAAUACUAGCACAAAUGUUGUCGUUCUGGCUGGUACAAACAGACCGGACAUCCUUGAUCCUGCAUUGAUGCGACCGGGAAGGUUUGACAGGCAGAUAUACAUAGGACCACCUGAUAUUAAAGGCAGAGCGUCCAUCUUUAAAGUACACCUGCGGCCCCUCAAACUUGACCCCAGUCUGGACCGUGAUGGCAUUGCGAGGAAGAUGGCAGCUGCCACACCGGGCUUUACUGGUGCUGAUAUUGCAAAUCUGUGUAAUGAAGCUGCUCUUAUUGCCGCCAGACAUCUGAAUGAAUUUAUCAACGUUAAACACUUCGAGCAGGCCAUCGACAGAGUCAUUGGAGGUCUGGAGAAGAAGACACAAGUCUUACAACCCACUGAGAAAAAGACAGUCGCCUUUCAUGAGGCGGGGCACGCAGUGGUGGGCUGGUUUCUCCAACAUGCUGACCCUCUCCUCAAGGUUUCUAUUAUUCCCAGAGGGAAGGGUCUGGGCUAUGCACAGUACCUUCCCAAGGAGCAGUAUUUAUAUACUCGAGAGCAGCUGUUUGACAGGAUGUGCAUGAUGUUGGGGGGACGUGUGGCCGAGCAGGUGUUCUUCAGCAAAAUCACCACUGGAGCGCAUGAUGACCUAAAGAAGGUCACACAGUCAGCAUACGCUCAGAUUGUGCAGUUUGGCAUGAGUGAGAAGGUAGGACAGGUGUCAUUUGACCUGCCCAGACAGGGUGAAAUGGUUAUGGAGAAGCCUUACAGUGAGGCUACAGCAGAGCUUAUUGAUGAGGAGGUCAGAGAGCUGGUUGACAAAGCCUACAUAAGAACUCUGGAGCUCAUCACUGAGAAACGAGAGCAGGUGGAAAUGGUCGGUAGGCGUCUGCUGGAAAAAGAAGUUCUAGACAAAGCUGACAUGGUGGAGUUGCUGGGGCCCAGGCCAUUCGAGGAGAAGUCCACCUAUGAGGAGUUUGUAGAGGGCACAGGCAGCUUUGAGGAAGACACAAGCCUUCCAGAAGGCUUAAAGGACUGGAACCAAGAGAGAGGAGAAAACCAGGAGGAGACACCGGCCGCACAGGAGAAACAGGCUGCUUGAAAUUAUGAACAUAUCUUUAAAAUACUUUCCAUCUGCCUCUGACACUUGCCUUAAAGUGGUCACUUAGUGUGGGGGGGGGGGGGAGUCAGUUAUCUUGGCUUUGUACACAAAGAAUGUGAUUUUUUUGUGGGAUUUCCAUUUCACUUCCAGUGUUUACCCAAAGCAGGGAACUUGUACUGAAUUUAAAAAGCCUUAAUCUGUGCGGUGCUAUGCAACAUGUAAAUUUCAAUACAACGGCUAGCACUGAUAUGUCAACUCACACUAGAGGACAGAUCAACAACCUAAAAUUAUGUUUAGUUUUUAUUAUCUUAGGUUUUCUGGGAUUACAUCAUAGACUAGAUGCUAUCCUUUUAUCUACUCUUACAGUAUCUUCCACUUUAUAGAAAUGGAAGAAAAAUAUGUAUAUUUGUAAAUUUUUCAUUUGUGUGUUCUGAGAAAAAAAUGUUUUGAACUCGU